Molecule: messenger RNA, 2449 nt
Organism: Talaromyces proteolyticus
Lineage: Eukaryota; Fungi; Ascomycota; Eurotiomycetes; Eurotiales; Trichocomaceae
Product: putative Golgi transport protein Sly1
Exons: 4
Coding region: 131-2296 (721 amino acids)
Biological process (GO): intracellular protein transport; endoplasmic reticulum to Golgi vesicle-mediated transport
Cellular component (GO): cytosol; Golgi membrane
Molecular function (GO): syntaxin binding
Source: RefSeq, a predicted model, not a curated record
CCUUUGUUAUAUCCUGUUGUAACUUAUAUGUACCUGGAUCCUACCUGUGACUGCUGGCAUAUCUGCGACUGCUGUGCUCUCUGCCAUGGGAUAAUUUGACCGACCGGAGCAAGCAACCCCUCGACUCGCAAUGGCCGCCCAAACCCUGUCGCUGCGGGACCGCCAAGUUGUGUCCGUCCAGAAGAUCCUCAACUUAAACCACGAGAUCCAGCCCGCCGGGGAUAGCCAGACUGACGGUGCAGGCCUGAUAUCCCAGUCGACUCCGAUCUUGAACGAAGACGGCGAUCCCAUCUGGAAAGUGUUGGUAUUUGAUAACAAGGGCCGAGACGUCAUCAGCAGUGUACUGCGAGUGAAUGAUCUGCGUGCCUGGGGUGUGACUAUCCACCUGAACAUCAAUUCUCCACGAUACCCCAUCCCCGAUGUCCCUGUUGUGUACCUCGUCGAACCUACCUUAGCCAAUGCGCAACUCAUCACUUCCGAUCUCUCCCGUGGACUUUACUCUCCUGCUUACGUGAACUUUCUGUCGUCGGUGCCACGGCAGCUCCUGGAAGAUUUCGCCUCGCAGAUCGCGACAACGGGCACAGCAGAACACGUCGCACAGGUUUUUGACCAGUACUUGAAUUUUAUUGUUGCAGAGCCGGACUUGUUUAGCUUGGGCCUGGGUAACGACUCCUACUGGAAGAUUAAUAGUGCUCAGACAAGCGACGAGGAUCUUGACGAUGUCGUGGAUAAAAUUGUCAACGGGCUUUUUGAUGUUAGCGUAACUAUGGGCGCUAUUCCGAUUAUUAGAUGUCCAAGGGGUGGCGCGGCAGAGCUGAUUUCGACAAAAUUGGAUCGCAAACUGCGGGAUCACAUACUAAAUUCGAAAGAGAACCUGUUUUCAGGAAAUAAGCGUGCAGGGGUCAAUGUGCCAUCGUCGCGUCCAGUCAUGAUCAUUGUAGACCGAAAUGUGGACUUAGUUCCAAUGUUGUCACAUGGCUGGACAUACCAAUCGUUGAUCCAGGACGUUCUCAAAAUGCAUCUCAACCGCAUUACCGUCGAAAUCCCCAUAGACGAAUCGAACCCGUCCAAAGGAAAAACCAAAAAGUCUUACGAUCUCAACGCUACUGAUUUCUUCUGGAAGCGCAAUGCCAACGUGCCCUUUCCACAAGUAGCAGAGGAUAUUGAUGCCGAACUUACGCGGUAUAAAGACGAUGCGAAUGAGAUUACCAGGAAGACUGGCGCCUCGUCGAUUGAGGAUCUUCAGAAUGAUACCAGUGCUUCGGCACACCACCUGAAGGCUGCCAUCACCCUUCUUCCUGAGCUCCGCGAGCGCAAAGCCACUCUCGACAUGCACAUGAACAUUGCCACAACUCUUUUACAGGGUAUCAAAGACCGUCAGCUCGACAACUUCUUCCAACUAGAAGAGAAUAUAAGCAAGCAAAACAAAACCCAAAUACUGGAGCUGAUCACGGACGAGGCGAAAGGAACCGAUCCGUCAGAUAAGCUGCGCUUGUUUAUUAUCUGGUUCCUAACAACAGAAACCGAAUUAUCUCGGGCCGAGAUGACACGCUUUGAAGAAGCUCUGCAGCAAGCGGGAAAUCAGGAUAUCAGCUCAAUCGCCUACGUCAAGCGGGUUCGAGAGAUCACUCGAAUGACCAUGAUGACCAGCGCGACGGGGGCUCCACAGCAACAGUCCUCCGACCUAUUCAAAGGCUUCUCUUCCCUCUCCAACCGACUGACCGACCGCAUCACAUCUGGUGCUCUGGGUGCCAACUUUGACUCUCUCAUUUCCGGCGUCAAGAACUUCUUGCCUGUCAACAAGGACCUGACUCUAACCAAAAUCACCGAGUCCAUCAUGGAUCCUCAAUCAGCGUCUAGCUCAGCAAUUGCAAAAACCGAAAACUACCUCUACUUCGACCCCCGCAGUGCCAACGCUCGAGGCGCGAUGCCAACCUCUUCCGCUACCCGCAGCCAGACACCCAGUGGCAGUGGUUCUUCCAAGCCAGGAAUCGAGGCUAGUUUCGGGCAACGCAGACAAGCCUUCAACGAAGCCAUUGUCUUCACCGUCGGCGGCGGCAGUAUGGAGGAAUACGGUAAUUUACAAGAGUGGGUUGAACGGGCGAACGGCCAAGUGGGCGGCGCCGCAAGUGCCAGCUCUGGCAGUGGUGCUGGUGCUGGUGCUGGGGGCGCUGGCAAUCCUGCAGCUGCGUCGGCGGGUGGUCAUAGAAGGAGAGUUGUAUACGGUAGCACCGAGCUUAUGAAUGCGUCUGACUUCGUCGCGGACGCAUUGGCGAGACUUGGGAAGGAGAGCUGAUCCUACGUAUAAAACGGCGGCAAUCUACGCAUUAAUCCAUCUUAUAGCUUAUUUGCUUGGGACAAUUCCAGUUUUGAGAAUAGAUGUGUAAUAUCUACAGCAUGGUUUUCUUUAUGACUUAAUGAUUUCGUACAAAUAAAUAUUUACCACUAG